Parasteatoda tepidariorum (common house spider) is the source of this 650-nucleotide messenger RNA. Its product is annotated as cytochrome c. The record is from RefSeq and is a predicted model, not a curated record. Gene Ontology annotation, molecular function: electron transfer activity; heme binding. Lineage: Eukaryota; Metazoa; Arthropoda; Arachnida; Araneae; Theridiidae.
AAAAACUCAAAAUUUCGUUGGUUUCGUUUGGCAUCAUUAUCUUGCGCUUUUCACGCAUGCUUCCUCUUUUCUUGAUCUUUUCGUCCUCUGGCACUAACUGUGGUCGUUGAUUUCGACGUAGCGCCUGCUAAAUUUUUAAAAUUCUAAAUUUUAUUUUAUAGAGAUGGGAGAUAUUCCUGCUGGUGAUCCUGAAAAGGGCAAGAAAUUAUUUGUACAAAAAUGUUCUCAGUGUCAUACUGUUGAGAAAGGAGGAAAGCACAAAGUAGGCCCCAAUCUCAAUGGCCUGAUUGGUCGUAAAACAGGACAGGCUCCUGGUUUCUCCUACACUGACGCUAAUAAAAGCAAAGGUAUAACAUGGAAUAGGGACACCUUAUUUGUUUACUUAGAAAAUCCUAAGAAAUACAUUCCUGGCACAAAAAUGGUAUUUGCUGGUCUAAAGAAGAAAAACGAGCGUGCCGACAUCAUUGCCUACUUAGAGGAAUCGACAAAAUGAUUUAAGUGAUUGUAGACAUCUCAAAUUUAUUUAUAAAUCUCAUCUCAUCAAAAAUGGUUUAGUUUUGGUCUAUUAUAGCACAGUCUGCCUCCAUACUUGUUUGUGCUGUCUGCUGUAAAUUUAGUUGGAUAAAUAAAUGAGUAUGGUCUGCUUGUAA